Messenger RNA from Sebastes umbrosus (honeycomb rockfish), 4518 nucleotides. It is a transcript of the gene dis3l, whose product is annotated as DIS3 like exosome 3'-5' exoribonuclease. Gene Ontology annotation, cellular component: cytoplasmic exosome (RNase complex). Gene Ontology annotation, biological process: rRNA catabolic process. Gene Ontology annotation, molecular function: 3'-5'-RNA exonuclease activity; RNA binding. The record is from RefSeq and is a predicted model, not a curated record. NCBI's taxonomy places the organism in Eukaryota, Metazoa, Chordata, Actinopteri, Perciformes, Sebastidae. The coding region runs from base 1 to 3183 and encodes 1060 amino acids. The transcript is spliced from 18 exons.
AUGAUCAAGACGGAGAAGAUCCUCCACCUGAGGAGCUGCCGAGGCCGGAAGGUUCGUGUGGUUCGUGAACAUUACCUGAGAGAGAAGGUUCCGUGUUACAGCGAGCUGUGUCAGGCAGACUGCGACAACAACAACAACAACAACAACAACAACCAAGAUGGCAAAGUGCUGCCUGGAGAUCUGACCCACUAUGUGGUCCCUGAUGUCGGCGUGGUGGCGGACUAUCUGGAGAUUUUGGAGUUCAGAGAGCUGCAGGGCGUCAUCUUCACCCAGACCUCCUGCCAGGCCGUGCAGCACAGCAAAGGACGCAGGCAUUACAACCGACUGCGUAACCUGCUCAAAGACCCUCGACACGACUGUGUGCUGUUUGCCAACGAGUUUCAGGAGUAUUCCUACUGUCCUCGAGAGAAGGGGGAGAGCCAGGAGAAGUGGCAGACCAGGUGUGUGUACUCUGCAGCGGUGUGGUACUAUAACCACCUGGCAGGUAUGAAGGACGUAGUGAUGAUCACAGAGGACCAGGACGCCGUGGCUCAGUACAGCAGCCUCAACUCUGGAGUCUACGUCAUCUCCAUCCAGGAUUAUUUACGGAACUUCUGUCCGGAGCUGCAGGCAGCACAUGAACUGUACAGCUCCAUUUCUCAUGCGCUGCAGGAGAAGGAGAGCGAGGGCACGGAGAGGGAGUACACCGAACAUCUACCCGCCGAGGUCCUGGAGGCUGGGAUCAAGUCUGGCCGGUACAUUCAGGGCACUCUGAAUAUCAGUAAGCACCGGGCACACAGCGAAGCUUCGAUCAUGACCGAGGGUUUGUCCAACAAGAACAAAGAUCUGAGUUGGGGCGUGUUGGUGUGCGGUGCUAAGAAUCGUAACAGAGCUGUGCACGGCGACAUGGUCGUGGUGGAGCUGUUGCCAAAGAGCGAGUGGAGAGGGAAGGACACGGCCCUGACGGAGGCUCAGGGGGAGGAGAAGAGCGGAGAGGAAACCGACAGUAAACCCAUGCCGACAGGCCGUGUUGUGGGGAUCCUGCAGAGGAACUGGAGGGACUAUGUGGUGACGUUUCCCCCCAGAGAGGGGCCUCAGCCCCAGAGCAGGAACUCCCAGCGCAUCCUGGCUGUUCCCUGGGACCACCGCAUCCCCAAGAUCCGCAUCAGCACCCAGCAGGCUGACGCUCUGCAGGACCACAGAGUGGUGGUGCGCAUUGACUCAUGGGAAAGCACGUCGCUCUAUCCGAACGGCCACAGUGUGCGGGUGCUGGGUCGGGCCGGAGAGCUUGAGACGGAGAUCCAGACCAUCCUCAUAGAGAACUGCAUCCACGUGCCCCCCUUCUCAGAUGCACAGCUGAGAGAGAUGCCGGUCAACUCCCCCGAAAGGCCGUGGCGGGUGGAUGCCGCCCAGGUGGCGGAGCGGCGGGACCUCAGGGAGAGUCACCUGGUGUUCAGCAUCGACCCGCGGGGCUGCGAGGACGUAGACGACACGCUGUCGGUGCGCAGCCUUGCCGGCGGGAAGCUGCUGGAGCUGGGGGUCCACAUCGCCGACGUCACGCACUUUGUCGCCGAGGGCUCGCUCACGGACCUGGAAGCACGUACGAGGGCUACGACGUACUACCUGGCAGACCGCCGAUACGACAUGUUGCCAGGUGUUCUCAGUGCAGAUCUGUGCUCUCUGCUGGGAGGAGUCGACAGGUAUGCGAUGAGCGUGCUGUGGGAGCUCGAUGCUCAAACCCUCGCCGUCAACAAGGUGUGGUACGGUCGCACGCUCAUCCGCUCCUCCUACCAGCUCCACUACGAGCUGGCCCAGGAUCUGCUCAACGGGGAGCAGGCCGAGGUACCGGAGCUGGUCCGGCUGGAGUCUGAGGAGAAGGAUGCUAAGCUGGCUCAGCUCACCCAGGCUCUGGAGAUGCUGACACAUGUAGCCAGACACCUGCGGGCGCAGAGGGACCGAGGAGGCGCCCUGGAGCUGGAAGGGGUCGAGGUGCGAGCCCAGCUGGAUGAGGAGAGGAACAUCACGGCCCUGGUCCCCCGUCAGCCCCUGGAGGUCCACGAGACCGUGGCCGAGUGCAUGAUUUACGCCAACCACUGGGUGGCGCGCAAGAUCCAGGAGGCCUUCCCUCAUCAGGCCCUGCUGAGGCGUCAUCCGCCGCCGCGGCAGGAGUUCUUCAGCCAGCUGGUGGACAGCGCCGCGGCCCGGGGAUUCACCAUAGAAACAAGGACCAACAAGGCUUUAGCCGACUCUCUGGACCGGGCUGUGGACCCACAGGACCCGCUGGUGAACCGGAUGCUGAGAAUAAUGGCCACCACAGCCAUGUCACAGGCAAUGUACUUCUCCACUGGUCUCCAGUCCCAAGACCAGUUCUACCAUUACGGUCUGGCUCUGGACCGGUACACACACUUCACCUCGCCCAUCCGUCGCUAUGCUGACGUCGUGGUGCACCGUCUUCUCACCGCGGCCAUCGACAUGGACCGAGGGGCGGACCCCGGUAGAGGAUUAGCUAGUAACAAAGAACUGGAAGAACUGGCUCAUCAUAUCAACAACAAGAACAGGGCAGCCCAGCAGGCCCAGAAGGUGUCCACCGAGCUGUUUCAGUGUCUCUACUUCAAAGAAAGUGACCCUCAGUCGGACCAGCGCUGUGUGGCCGAUGCCGUCAUCUACUCCAUCCGAGACAACGGCGUGCUGGUGUUUGUGCCAGAGUACGGUGUUAAAGGGCCGGUGUACAUGAAGAACCGAGAGGGCCAGGUGGUGGCUGCAGGACAGGACGGUAGCUGUGAGUGGCAGAGCGGUUCCGUACGGCGCCACUCGGACCACAUCACCACCACCUCCAGCUGCGGCACCUCCACCUUCAGAAUGUUCGACCACAUCACCGUUCGUAUUUCUGUGCGCUCCACACAUUGCCACGCAGACACUCUAAACCUGGAGGUCAUCAGCAACAAGCCCCACCGCGGCGCCGAGACCCAGCGAACCCCCUCGCAACAGGGCCGCAGCCAGCUGGUCCAGGAGGUGGUACGCCUGGCCGAGGAGGCGUCCCAGCAGGCCCAGGAGAAGGCGGCCCGGCGGCCCAAACUCUCCAGAGAGGAGAGAGAGUUCUGCCAGAGCAAAACUCCCAACCUGUACUCUCUCCUGGAGGAGGUGAGAGAGCUGGCUCUGCUGGACCUGGACCGGGCUGCACCGGUCUGUGCAACAACAGCAUAGAGCCGCUGGGUUUUUAAAUAUCGUGGAUGACUACUGUAAACAUACAAUCUACUUCAGAACCGCCUCAAGCAGAAGAGGCUUUUCUCUUUCACAGAUUAAAGAUAGGGUCGACGAUGUUGUAAAGCUGGCAUCAUUUGAAAGUAGCAUCUCCUCAGGAGCUCUGUCUAAACCAAAAAAGUCCAAAAAAUGUCUGAAAAAAGGCCAAAGAAAUGCAAAAUUAAAGUCCGACAUACAAAUGUCCGAAAAAAAGGGGAAAAAAAUUCUUUAUGGGUUUCCCAGAUAUUAAAUGCAAAUGAAGGAUCUUCAUCACACUCUGAGAAAUAUGCUGAUUCUGUGGAUGUUUUCAUUAUUUUGGUCCACAAACUUUGGUUGUUAUGUAAAUAGAGAAGAACUGCAGUGAUUAUUGACUUGUUCAUGUUGUGAGACGGCGAUGAUGACGGCGUCUCCUAGAGACGUAAAGUCACUGAUGAGAAAUUAGUGUUCACACUGAGACAUGAAAUGACAUGUAGCACUGACAUUUUAACAAAACUUGUGACACUUUUAUAACUACUACUGAUACAAAUAUACAAGCAUGUAAUACAUGAAUGACCUCCAUAAUGAUCAUUUGAUUUAUAUACAUUUCAAAGUACUUCUCUGAUUAUCAUCGUAGGAGUCUGAUAUUAUAUUAUAUAUAUUUGAGAGUUGGAUAAUAAACGAUAUACAGUAUGGGCCCCGCGGGGAGAUUCAGUUUUUGCAGCAGUAGCAUAAAGACAGCAAUAGUACAGAUAAAUAGAUAAAGUAUAAUAAAUAAAUAAUAUCAAACAUGGUCUCUAAAGUAUAGCCUACACUAUGAAUUGUUUUGGCUGUUACUUUACAUGAAAUUAUUUCACAAGUUAAUCAAACUAUGACUUUUGUAACAACUUUUGCUGCCAAUUUCAAAUUUAGAAAGAAAGCAGGAUGUUUCUCCAAAUAUCAUUUUUUUUUUUUUUUAAUUCGAAAUAUUUUGAGGUGCUCCUGCAGCCGUCUCCCCAUUUAGUUUAAUUGUUUUACUGAAUUGCAUUUAGAUUUUUACUGAUUUGAUGGACUAAUGUUUAACUUUUAGUGAACUAGUAAUUUCCUCAGUUUUCCAGUGUAAACACACAAUGUACUGAAAUCCGUGCUAGUUGCUCAGGUUUAUUGACUUGUAAUGUAAUUCAUGUUUACUCUAAUUAUGACUCUUGUAUUAGUAAUCUUGUAGCCUGUAUGUUUCUUUGUAUUAAAGUAAAGUGCUACCACACAAUCUAUUUUUGUAACAUGGUUGAUGAUGUGGUUUUCAAUUUCACCCAUAAGGAUGAAUAUUAAACUCUUGUGUAAGUU